AUGUCAAAUCGAGCAGUAUCCAUGUUCAUUCCUCAUGGUGGAGGACCGAUGCCUCUACUCAACGAUCCAGGGCACCGAGCCAUAAUUGAGUUCCUUACCGGCAAAGCCCGCACGUUACUUGGUUUACCAAAAGCAAUCAUCUUGGUCACCGCUCAUUGGGAAGAACACGUUCCGACGAUUUCCUCAGCCGAAAAUCAUUCGUUGCUGUACGAUUACUCCGGAUUUCCAAGGGAGGCUUACCACGUUAAAUAUCCAGCAAAGGGGUCGCCGUCAGUUGCUGAGCAAGUAAAAUUGGCACUCAACAAACAAGGAUUUCAUGCAAAACUAGACAACAGACGUGGAUGGGAUCACGGUGUAUUUGUUCCAUUACUACUGCUCGUUCCAGAUGCCAAUAUUCCAAUUGUUCAAUUGUCUGUACUCGAAUCGCAAUCGGCUGAGGAACACAUAAGAAUGGGCCGUGCUUUGAGUUCGCUACGUGACGAAAACAUUGCAAUUAUUGGAUCCGGCAUGAGUUUUCAUAAUCUACGAGCAUUCUUCAGUCAAUUACCAAUUGAUAAUAAUACACCGUUUGAAGAUGCAAUUCAAGAUGCAUGCGAAUCAAUCGGGCUGGAACGAGACGAAAAGCUCUUAAAAUGGGAAAAAUUCAACGAAGCCAGGUACGCACAUCCUGUUGGUCAUGCAGAACAUUUCAUGCCACUUUUGGUCGCAGCAGGAGCUGGUGGUGACAGUAAGGGUAAAAACGUCGCUCGAUUGCCUUUCAUGGGAGCUGUAGUCAGCGCAUACUUAUGGUCGUAA
This is a messenger RNA of Didymodactylos carnosus, 795 nucleotides long. The record is from the annotation of a GenBank genome assembly. NCBI's taxonomy places the organism in Eukaryota, Metazoa, Rotifera, Eurotatoria, Philodinida, Philodinidae.